Molecule: messenger RNA, 3721 nt
Organism: Mercenaria mercenaria
Lineage: Eukaryota; Metazoa; Mollusca; Bivalvia; Venerida; Veneridae
Product: ATP-binding cassette sub-family G member 5-like
Exons: 13
Coding region: 513-2450 (645 amino acids)
Biological process (GO): cholesterol homeostasis
Cellular component (GO): plasma membrane
Molecular function (GO): ATP hydrolysis activity; ABC-type transporter activity; ATP binding
Source: RefSeq, a predicted model, not a curated record
UACUUGAACGGAAGGAUUUAAUUGUAAUAUUUUUCAUUUCGUACAUAUGCGUUUUGUUCUUAUACGGAGACUAGUCAUAUAUUGGAUUUUUGCCGCUUUUUGCAGUUUGAAAAUAUAAAUUAAAUGUUGUGUAAUUUGAACAGUAACUUCAGCGCGCAGUUUAAUCGAAUUCAGCAAGUUCAGAAGUUGCAAAUUACCGACUUCAGAAAUGAAAAAAAAAAAAUGGAUUUGCUUUGAUUUAUUCCACAGCAGUUACAGUUAAGUUAAAUAAAUGAAGCCACAGCUCAUCGUUAAAGACGUCUGUAGAAGUUCAUAAAGAGUGAGUUUUACUCACUAACUAGGAUAAUACUAUGAAACUAAACACAACGAAAUUGUGCCUUCAUUCGCCAAUUUUCUAGUGGUCAGAAAGACCAGCAAUCGAUCAAAGGGACGCCGAAAUAAUGAAAAUUGCCCCCAACGACAGCGUGGAAAAUCAGUGUCAUGGGCUAGAAUAACGUAAUCAUUAGGUAACCAUGGAAACGACAACAAGUGCAUUUGACAUUCCGGUGAAUUAUAUUUUGGGGCGAUGUACAUUUGGUAAUUGGGACGACGAUGAUGAAGAGUCAGAAACCACGUUGAGCGUUCUCAAUGUCUCCUAUGUUGUGAAGGAGAGGAUUGGACCUUGGUGGAAAGGGGCGUGUCUACGUAGAAUCAAACAUAAGAUAGUGCUUAGAGAUGCCAGUAUGCAUAUGAAAUCUGGGCAAAUAACAGCAAUCCUGGGAGGAUCUGGUUCGGGUAAGACGUCGUUACUGGACUGCAUUGCAUCUAGAGCUAACGGCACGGUGUCUGGCAAGGUGUAUUACAACAAUAUGGAGUGCACAAAAGACAUCGCUCAAACCUUUACCUCCUACGUGAUGCAGGCGGACCGAUUGUUGCCAAAUCUAACUGUGAGAGAAACUCUGCGCUACAGUGCUCAGCUUCGUCUGCCUGGAAACGCUUCCAAAUUUGACAUCGAAGAAAAGGUCAGCAAGGUAAUCAUUGAGAUGGGUUUGAAAAAUGUGGCCGACUCGAGGAUUGGUGGCAGUAUUAUCAGGGGAAUUUCUGGAGGAGAGAAGAGACGAGUCACCAUUGCUAUACAGUUAUUACAAAACCCAAAAAUACUGCUUCUGGACGAGCCAACUUCUGGUCUUGAUUCCUUCACAGCCAGAAGCUUAAUAUCGUCGCUCUCGGAUCUCGCUCACAACAACAGAAAAAUCGUUCUUCUCACAAUACAUCAACCUAGAUCUGAAAUCUUCAAAAUGUUUGAUCAAGUAGCUUUACUAUCACGUGGGCAAAUGGUAUAUUUUGGGCCAUCAGAUCAAAUGGUUCCUUACUUCAGUGAUCUGGGAUUCCGCUGUCCUACAUACACAAACCCCUCUGAUUAUUUUGUUGACCUAGCUAGUGUUGACAGACGUGACAACGAAAGGCAAGAGGAGACUUCAGAGAGAGUGAAAGAACUGGCUAGUAGCUACAGCAACUCCACCAUGCACAAAGAUGUUGUCUAUCAAAUAAUAGAGGAUACAAUGAGACCAACCACGGGUAGACAACUCUUCGCACAGAAAAUAAAUUAUUACAGGCCACAGAAAUCCGGCUUCUUCCGAACCCUGUUCACUUUGUUAGGGCGUAUGACUUUGAACGUGUUCCGGGACAGGACCAGUUACCUCUCUAGAAUAUUCAUGCUGUCGCUUUUUGUACCGUUUAUAUGUAUUUUCCUGGGACAUCUAGGGAAAAAUCAGACAAGUGUGCAGGACAGGAUUGGAUUGCUGUACCAAAGUUCACAAGUUCCACCAUAUGUAGCUGCUUUAAAUGCCGCCGGUCUAUUUCCAGUUCUCAGAGACUUGUACUACAGAGAAUGUUCAGAUGGGUUGUACUCGCCUACAACGUUCCUCUUGGCGUAUGUCAUUCAUAUCAUGCCAUUCACUAUCAUCAGUUCUGGAAUAUUCUCCAGCGUUGUUUACUGGGUUACAGGACUACAGCCAUUGACAGAAAAGUUUAUACACUUUUCGUCUCUUAUAUUUUUCCUGAAUUUCUUUGGUGAAAUUAUGUGUGUACUCGUCAUGGGGGCUUUCAUGAAUCCUGUUUUGGCUACUAGCACAUCCGGCUUGAUAUUGUCAGCUUCGGGACUAAUGGCGUCUGGAUUCUUGAGGAAUUUGGACAAAAUGUUACCUAUCUUCCAAUGGAUAGCGUGGGGAAAUAUAUUUAAGUACGUAGGUGAAAUUCUUGCUGCUAACGAAUUUCAUAAUUUGGAUCUGUCUUGUGGGAAAAAUGGAACUUUUUGUUUCCCUAACGGGGACACAUUCCUGAAAUUAGUGUAUCCGGAUGCCGUUGACAAUCUGACUAGAAACUUCUGGGCUGUAGGCGGCUUUACGACAGCGACGUUUAUAUGUGUCAUCAUAGUUUUCAAGAUACGUGGAGUUCCAAACUUGAGUUAAAGAUAAACUGUGUGAAAAUUUGAUAUUUAAAUGCUCAAGUUACGUCACGUAUCGAAUGUGUAAAACGAAUGUUGAUGUUAGACAUGUUUUAGAAAUUCUCUUUUUGGUUGAUGUCAUUGGAGAUUUAGAUUUUUUUCUUAUAGUAUCAUUUUUAUCUGACCAGUUAUAAUACGGUCAAAUUCUUUUUGAAUUAUUGAAGAAAUACUUUAAAAGGUUUGAAAGAUUUUUUUUAUGUUUAUUUAUGCUUUAAGCUUUAGUGAACGUUUUGUUUAUUAUUUUAUGAAUACGGCGAUAUCGCUAGUGUUCCAAGGUAUUAGAAAAACAAUUAACUGUGAUACGCAAAUGUAUUUUUCAUUUUCAUAACUCUCUAUCUUAUAUUCUUAUCGCUUUGUCUGUAGUUGAUGGACACUUCAGUAUUUUAUUUACAGCAAGCUAUUACGUGCUUUUUAGGUACUGUGAAAUCAUUUAUAUUAGUGGGGACUAAUUUCAUUUAUUUUGUGGUUGUGCCAACCACAUAAUAAAAUUUCAACGAACACAUAAAAUUUCUAAAACUUGAAAUCCACGAGUUCAUAUCCACACGAAAUUACAGUUAUGGUAAAAAAACACGUAAUUUCUUGCCCACGAAAUUAAAUGAUUCAACAGUAUGUUUUAAGUAAGAUAUGAUCAAAAUGAAUGAUAAAUGAUACCAGUCAAUCAAAGUAAAACAUAUAAAGCUGUGCAAAGUAAACGUUUAUAUACCAGAUUUGACGGAUUCUUGCUUCCGCUCUUUAUGAUUCAGACAAACGUUGUUUAUAGUUUAUCAGAAUUGGAAUAUUUUUCAUUGGUCUCUCAGGUUAUUAUCUGUCAAAUAGUUUCCGUAGGAAAACAUGUACGUUACUUUGGUUACGAUGGUAUUGUCGUGAAACCUUUCAAAAAGUAUCAAGACUUAAAUGUCCGUAAGUGUCAACAGUUCUUGCGAUUGACUGCCAGAAUAUGAUAACUACAACACCAUAUACUCGCUGCAUGUACUGUGAUUCAUAAGCUGAUAAAGUGUGUAAUAUGUGAUUUAUCAAAACACUAUAUUGCUUUAUUUUGUAACUAUUUCCAUGUUUUUGUCUUGCUUAAUUUUGUCAAAAUAUUGCACUUACAACAAAAAAAGGAAACGAGGAAGAAGCCAUGGAUCCUUAAGAUGGUUUUAAUGACUUUCCAAAUGUAGUCACGUAAUGCUUUCGCAUUUGAAAGAAAAAUUGUGAUAUUGUUGUUGUUUUGUUAAAUAAACUCAAUCAAUGUUA